AUGGCAUUCGGAAGGGGAGAGCGAUUGGGUGUGGAGCGCGAAGUGGAUUUGGAUGCUAUAAUUUUAAUGAAAGAUCAGGUGGUUGAGGGUCAUAGCAUUUCUGGUGAUAAUGUUGAUGUCCGGGACGGGUAUGUCUGCUUUCAUGGUGCAGCCUUCGGUACCAAGCGUUGGCUUGGCCAACAUAAAAGGAACGGACGUCCCGUGGAGCUCAAUGAGAAGAGGUUACGUAUGAUACCAAGACGAGGACAUUGUUCCGAGAAAGAUGCCACACGGUUGUUAGCGCAAACAAGCCAGUAUCUUCCGGAGUGCGCGAACAGAGUGGAAGUCUAUCAUCGGCUCGCUGCUCAGUUUCCUGGGCGGAGUGUCGAAGGCAUCAUGAAGCAGUUGAUGAAGAUGCGCUGGCCCAGACGAAGGCCUAAUUCGGAAGUUGGUGCGGAGUUGACGGAAAGUGAGUUGGUGCCCGAUAGGACGACCACUAUCCGCGAUCCCGAUCAAACCGAAGCGACCCUUGAGCCAAACGACUUGCGGUUCUCCUAUGAUGAACAGUUCCGUUCAUUCCUGGAGAAUCCUUGGUGCGAUUCUGAUCCGGCCGGGGUGUUCGGUGAGUUGGUUGAUUUAAUACCGCCGAACGGGGAGGAGGCUGCCUCUUCCAAGUUGGCUCUGGAAGCUACCAAGUCGCCGAUGUAG
Messenger RNA from Dicrocoelium dendriticum, 687 nucleotides. The record is from the annotation of a GenBank genome assembly. NCBI's taxonomy places the organism in Eukaryota, Metazoa, Platyhelminthes, Trematoda, Plagiorchiida, Dicrocoeliidae.